Aspergillus heteromorphus CBS 117.55 is the source of this 912-nucleotide messenger RNA. RefSeq lists its product as uncharacterized. The coding region runs from base 1 to 912 and encodes 303 amino acids. The transcript is spliced from 2 exons. NCBI's taxonomy places the organism in Eukaryota, Fungi, Ascomycota, Eurotiomycetes, Eurotiales, Aspergillaceae. The record is from RefSeq and is a predicted model, not a curated record.
AUGUCCACCACCAACACCUUCUCCCCGUUUCGCCUCUCCUCCCGGGACCGCGACAGCCUCGACCGGAACGAUGCCUUCCGCCUUGUGCGGGAACAUCUGCGGCGCCAGGAAUUGGGCAUGAAGGCUCCUAGCUUUUGCUCCGAGCAUCGCCAUUCUUGUACCGACCAGAUGCAGGAGACCUUCCGCCUGCAUCGCGACAUCAUCCACACCAUCCUCCUCCCUCUCUUCCUGCUCCACAACCAAGCCUCGCGCAUCGCGACAAGCGUGCUCCCCAGUCGCAAAGGAGCGGAGUCUGAACGGGCGUUCCGCGGUGAGGCGCGCGGUGCAUAUGCGUGGCUGCAUUCCAUCCUUAGUGAGGAGCACGAUUGGUACUUGACCCAGCGUUGCCCCGCCUGCAUCGUCCUGCACGUUUUGAACUCCGAGCCCACUAUCCGUUUUGUGGCCGUGGCGUGCCUGCUGUCAGACCACCUGCAGGGUCUGGACCUGCCCAGCGCUAAGAGGAGACUGCCCAACUUUGACUUCUGGUAUGAGUCGCUGGAGACAGCGGUCCGCCAGGAUCCUUUCUGGGGCGAUGCCUUCUGGCCCGAGAUCGAAUACCGGGCCUGUGCGUUGACCGACGGCGUGAAGCAGCUGGUGCUGCAGUGCUUGGAACUGCAGGCCGCUCUCAGUCGGCAAGACCUGCAGCCUCAGACGUCGUACAAAUCCAGCGCCCACUUUCGGAGUGACUCGUCGCGCCCCUCGGUUACGGUGAAGCAAUCCAGCUGCACCCAGAUGCCUCUCACCUCUGGCGAAGACCAGAAGCUCUUCGCCAAGGCCAGUACCAGUCGUCUGCAUUCCCGAUUGAAUGAACGACCCCAGCGACUACACACGCGCAGACAUGCGGACGCCCGGAGACGAUCCGUGACUUCUUAA